AAAAAAAUCGAGGAGGCACAUUGAAUCUGAUCCGCAAGCUACGAAUAUUGCCGCGUUGAGCUUCUGGAGCGUCCUUUGAGGGGAAGGAAAAUCGAGAGGGCAUGACCGUAAAACGAAAUAUUUUCAUGGCGACUGUAUUUCUUUUGAGAGAGAAAUGGCCGAGCUCGUUCUAGAGAGAGAAACACCCCGCCAUGUCUGCUGCAUAGGAGACAUCCAUGGCUACUACCAGAAGCUUCAAAACCUCUGGAAAAACCUCGAAACCCAUUUGGGUUUUCCCGCUUUCGAACGGUCUCUCAUCAUCUUCUUGGGUGAUUACUGUGACAGAGGCCCUGAAACCUCCAAGGUCUUAGACUUCCUUCUCUCUCUACCUUCUCUCUAUCCAAACCAGACCCAUGUAUACCUUUGUGGGAACCAUGACCUGUCUUUUGCUGCCUUUAUUGGGGUGCUUCCCAGGCCUCCCAAUGGCCAUGGAUUUGAGCUCACAUGGUCUGAGUAUUUGCCAUAUGAAGAGAGAGAAGGCUGGUAUAAAGGCCCUGGAUAUGAGAGCAUGCAUGUUCAAGGGAGAAGGUGGGGUGGGGUGAUUAAGGAGAUGUUCAAUUUGAAGAAGGGGACUGAGUACAAAGGAUCAAUUUAUGAUGCAGGCCCAACUUUUGAGUCCUAUGGUGUUCCUCAUGGCCACCAUGAUUUGGUCAAAGCAGUUCCUGAGGCUCACAAGAAAUUCCUCGCAGAUCUAGUUUGGGUGCAUGAAGAGGAAAAUGCUUGUAUUGAUAGUUCAGAUGGAAGUAGCCAUGGACUGAUAGCUGUACAUGCGGGCUUGGAGAAAGGAAGGGAAGUUGGGGAUCAGCUUAAAUUAUUGAGAUCAAGGGACACUAGCCUGCCAAAAGUGGAACAUCUCAGUGGAAGGAAAAAUGUUUGGGACUUACCCGAGGAAUUAUUGGAGAAAAAAACAUUUCUAGUGAGCGGCCACCAUGGGACUCUUCACAUUGACGGCCUUAGGCUUAUAAUUGAUGAGAGCGGAGGGCUUGAGAAUUUACCCUUGGCUGCAGUCGUUCUCCCUUCCAUGAAAGUUGUGAGAGACACUGAUGUUUUAGUGAAUUAAUCUCAGUACUCCUUGGUAUCUAUUUUUUCUUUUCAAAUAUCUCCAUUACAUUAGACAGAUGCUAUUGAAAAGAUGAGCAGGUGGAUCUAAUUUCAAUAUCCUCGUAUAUGAUUGAUCCUGUCACACACGAUCGAUCCUAUCAGAUGUCUUAAUCACCAUGCUCAAUGAUAUUGGCAUUACAUAUUAAAUAUUACAUGUUAUUUAUCAUGCUUAUAUUUCA
Messenger RNA from Amborella trichopoda, 1319 nucleotides. Its product is annotated as tyrosine-protein phosphatase RLPH2. Gene Ontology annotation, molecular function: hydrolase activity. The record is from RefSeq and is a predicted model, not a curated record. NCBI's taxonomy places the organism in Eukaryota, Viridiplantae, Streptophyta, Magnoliopsida, Amborellales, Amborellaceae.